Messenger RNA from Tachyglossus aculeatus (Australian echidna), 3319 nucleotides. It is a transcript of the gene ERAP1, whose product is annotated as endoplasmic reticulum aminopeptidase 1. Gene Ontology annotation, cellular component: cytoplasm. Lineage: Eukaryota; Metazoa; Chordata; Mammalia; Monotremata; Tachyglossidae. Gene Ontology annotation, molecular function: metalloaminopeptidase activity; peptide binding; zinc ion binding. The transcript is spliced from 20 exons. The record is from RefSeq and is a predicted model, not a curated record. Gene Ontology annotation, biological process: peptide catabolic process; proteolysis. The coding region runs from base 114 to 2951 and encodes 945 amino acids.
GAGGCCGCACGGACGGCCGGACAGAGACAGCGGGCCGGACGGACAGAUCUGCUUCACCAAGACGAGUAAACUGUGUGGGGCUGUUCUGAUUUCUACCUGCAAGUGUCAUUUUAAUGAAGAACAAAAUGCCUGCCUUUCCCUUCCCGUCCUGCAAAUGGCCAUUUGCAACUCCUGCCGUCUUGAUCCUCUUAAUUGUGGCAACUUCUGUGUGGAGCCAGAGCAAUGAAACCACCCCUCUGCUCUCUAGUAACGGAGAACCAUUUCCCUGGCAUCAGAUGAGACUUCCUCAACACGUCCUCCCCGUUCAUUAUGAGCUCAUGAUCCACGCCAAUCUCACCACCCUGACCUUCCUAGGAUUCACUGAGAUCUUAGUUUCCGUCCAUCAGACCACCAGUGCCAUCAUCCUGCACAGCAAAGACCUGCACGUUACCACGGUGACUCUUUGGGAGGGGUCCAGAGCCAGUCACCCCGGGAGAAAGCUGACCGUGUUAGAAUAUCCUCCGUAUGAGCAGGUGGCCCUCGUAUCUGCUGAGCCGCUCCAUGUCGGACGGCAGUAUACGGUAGCCAUCGAAUACACUGGUACUCUUUCGGAGGGUUUCAGUGGCUUUUAUAAAAGCACCUACAAGACUCAAGAAGGUGAAAUGAGGACUCUUGCGUCCACCCACUUUGAACCAACGGCAGCCCGUAUGGCUUUUCCCUGUUUUGAUGAGCCAGCCUUCAAAGCCACUUUUGCGGUUAGGAUCAGAAGAGAUCCCAGACACUUGGCCCUCUCCAACAUGCCAAUUGUGAGAUCGGUGAGUGUUGCAGAAGGCCUCAUGGAGGACCAGUUUGAUGUCACUGUGAAGAUGAGCACGUACCUUGUGGCCUUCAUUGUUUCAGAUUUUAAAUCCGUCAGCAAGAUGACCAAAAGUGGGAUCAAGGUUUCCGUGUAUGCUGUACCUGAGAAGAUAAACCAAACCAGCUAUGCGUUAGAUGCCGCAGUAACCCUUUUAGAGUUUUAUGAGGACUAUUUUAGUAUUCCCUAUCCCCUUCCCAAACAAGAUCUAGCUGCCAUUCCUGACUUUCAGUCCGGGGCCAUGGAGAACUGGGGUCUCACCACGUACCGAGAAUCUGCUCUGCUGUAUGACCCUGAAAAGUCAUCUGUGUCAGCCAAGCUGGGGAUCACCAUGAUAGUGGCCCAUGAACUGGCCCACCAGUGGUUCGGGAACCUCGUCACCAUGGAAUGGUGGAAUGACCUCUGGUUAAAUGAAGGAUUUGCCAAAUUUAUGGAGUAUGUAUCUGUCAGCGUCACCCACCGUGAACUGAAAGUGGAAGAUUAUUUUUUCGGCAAGUGUUUCGAUGCCAUGGAAGUGGAUGCGUUGAACUCCUCCCACCCAGUCUCUACGCCUGUGGAGAAUCCCGCUCAGAUUCUGGAAAUGUUUGACGACGUCUCCUAUGAAAAGGGGGCUUGUAUUUUGAACAUGCUAAGGGACUAUCUCAGCGCAGAUGGAUUCAAAGCCGGUAUUGUACAGUACCUACAGAAAAACAGCUAUAAAAACACAAACAAUGAAGACCUGUGGAAUAGCAUGACAAAUAUUUGUCCUGACAGUGACCCCCAGGAGAGUGGUGGAUUUUGCUCUGGAAGUCAGAGAAAGACUUCAACCUCACACUGGACGCAGGAGAGCGUGGAUGUGAGGAUGAUGAUGAACACAUGGACCCUGCAGAAGGGUUUCCCUCUGAUCACCGUCACCAUCCGAGGAAAGAAUGUGCAUCUGAAGCAAGAGCACUAUAUGAAGGGGAGGGAUGCCACUGAGGAAGACAGUUCCUUAUGGCACGUUCCGCUGACAUACAUUACCAGCAAAUCGGAUGCUGUCCAGAGGUUUUUGCUGAAAACAAGAACAGAUGUCCUGAUACUCCCUGAAGAGGUGGAAUGGAUCAAAUUCAACGCAGGCAUGAGUGGUUACUACAUUGUGCAUUAUGAAGAUGGUGGAUGGGAUUCUUUGAUCAGCCUUUUAAAAGAGCAGCCUGAAGCAAUCAGCAGUAACGACCGGGCAAGCCUCAUUAAUAAUGCAUUCCAGCUUGUCAGCGUGGGGAAACUCUCCAUUGAGAAGGCUCUGGAUUUGACCCUAUAUCUGAAACACGAAUCACAAAUCAUGCCAGUGUUCCAAGGUCUGAACCAGCUGAUUCCCAUGUAUAAGCUGAUGGAGAAAAGAGAUAUGGAUGAUGUGGAAACCCAGUUCAAGGCUUUCCUCAUCAGAUUAUUGAAGGGGCUCAUCGACAAGCAGUCUUGGAGUGACGAGGGCUCCGUCUCUGAGCGUAUGCUGCGAAGCCAGCUCAUCCUCCUGGCUUGCGUACGGAAGUACCGGCCCUGUGUGGAGAAGGCGGAAGGAUUCUUUAAAUCGUGGAAGGAAUCCAAUGGAACGUUAAAAUUGCCAACUGAUGUGACCCUGGCCAUCUUCGCUGUUGGGGCCCAGACAGACGCAGGCUGGGACUUCCUCUUCCACAAGUAUCAGUCAUCCCUAUCCAGCACAGAAAAGAGCCAGAUAGAAUUUGCUCUCUGUAUCAGCAGUAAUCCAGACAAACUCCAGUGGUUGCUUGAUCAAAGUUUCCAGGGCAAUGUGAUAAAGACCCAGGAGUUCCCAUACAUUCUCUCGUUGGUUGGCAGAAACCGGGUUGGCUAUCCUUUGGCCUGGAAGUUUCUGAAGGAAAACUGGAACAGUCUCGUCAAGACGUUUGAACUUGGCUCAACAUCCCUAGCACACAUGGUAACUGGAACGACCAAUCAGUAUUCGACGAGAGCCCGGCUUGAAGAGGUGAAAGGAUUCUUCAGCUCCUUGAAAGAAAAUGGGUCCCAGCUCCGCUGCGUUCAACAAACGGUGGAAACGAUCGAAGAAAACAUACGCUGGAUGGACGUUAACUUUGAAAAGAUCAAAGUGUGGUUGCAAAAUCAAAGCAAAGGAGUGGAACUGUAGUACAAUCCCUGGAUGGCUGUCUCCAGAUCAUUUUGGUUACCAACAUUCAGACUGGAAUUUUCACUGUUCCAAAAUUAUCCAAAUUUUAAAGGACCGAAUUAGGUAAGGUCUUACCUGGAAAAAAAAAAUGAUAGAUCGGAGGUGGGAUUUGGAUAACAGGACCACCAACUCAUUCAGAGCAGCAAAUGCCUCCGGUCCGUGUGGGGGAAGCGUUUGAAGAGGGUAAGUGACACAGGGCCAGGGUGGGAUUCAAAGUCAGGGUAGGAUGUUGAGUUAUGGGAAUCACCUAACCUUUGGUAUUUGACAACAGUAAAUGAUAAAACUUAGAAAUGACCUAUUUUCCUAGUAAAAACCAACACAAACACAAA